Nerophis ophidion (straightnose pipefish) is the source of this 5696-nucleotide messenger RNA. Its product is annotated as zinc finger protein ZFP2-like. The record is from RefSeq and is a predicted model, not a curated record. The transcript has 5 exons. The coding region runs from base 487 to 2466 and encodes 659 amino acids. NCBI's taxonomy places the organism in Eukaryota, Metazoa, Chordata, Actinopteri, Syngnathiformes, Syngnathidae. Gene Ontology annotation, molecular function: DNA-binding transcription factor activity, RNA polymerase II-specific; RNA polymerase II cis-regulatory region sequence-specific DNA binding. Gene Ontology annotation, biological process: regulation of transcription by RNA polymerase II.
GACCGCGCAUGCGCAUAGACGUGUUAUGUUUACCGUCGAGUUUUGCGGGUUCGUUUAUUUUAUUCAUUGCCGAAAGAAGGAUGACUUCAUUUAUUUUUUUUAACUUAUUCGUCAAACAAACGAAAUAGCGCACGUUAUCAGUGUGUCAGGAUAAACUUAACUGAGUGAACGCUGUAGCUUCUCGUGCUAGCUUAGCUUGCUAGUUAGCUUAGCUUCCGAGCUGCUAACACAAGGGAGGCUCAGCAGAAAUCAAGUAUAAAGUGUGACUGUGUGAAAAUGUGCAAAGUACAAAUGCUGAGAUUGUUGGUAAAUCAGCAGCUGUUGAAUGAAUAUGUGCAUUGUGAGAAAUAACGAUAGAGGAGAAGGAGCGACAACAUCAACUACUGGACGCUGUUUUCAAGAAACAUCACGUUGUGUUACACAGAACAGAUCUCUGUGAAGAACCUCCUCUCCCUUGAGCAGCAGGAUUGGAAUUAAGGAAAAAAAAUGGAGCAAGAGGAGACACAGCUCUGCCACAUAAAAGAGGAAGAAGCAAAGCCCCCUCACAUUAAAAAAGAAAAUGAAGGUCGACAGCACUCCAAAAUCAAAGAGGAAGAGGAGGAACACAGCAUCAGUCAGGAGGGAGAUCAGCUUGAAUGGUUGGAGGAGUUCCCAGUGACUGGUGUCCCUGUGAAGAGUGAAGAUGAUGAGGUCAAACGGUUGGAGGAGUUCCCAGUGACUGGUGUCCCUGUGAAGAGUGAAGAUGAUGAGGUCAAAUGGUUGGAAGAGUUCCCAGUGACUGGUGUCCCUGUGAAGAGUGAAGAUGAUGAGGUCAACCUGUUGGAGGAGUUCCCAGUGACUGGUGUCCCUGUGAAGAGUGAAGAUUAUGAGGUCAAAUGGUUGGAGGGGUUCCCAGUGACUGGUGUCCCUGUGAAGAGUGACGAUGAUGAGGUCAACUGGUUGGAGGAGUUCCCAGUGACUGGUGUCCCUGUGAAGAGUGAAGAUGAUGAGGUCAAACGGUUGGAGGAGUUCCCAGUGACUGGUGUCCCUGUGAAGAGUGAAGAUGAUGAGGUCAAAUGGUUGGAGGAGUUCCCAGUGACUGGUGUCCCUGUGAAGAGUGACGAUGAUGAGGUCAACUGGUUGGAGGAGUUCCCAGUGACUGGUGUCCCUGUGAAGAGUGAAGAUGAUGAGGUCAAACGGUUGGAGGAGUUCCCAGUGACUGGUGUCCCUGUGAAGAGUGAAGAUGAUGAGGUCAAAUGGUUGGAGGAGUUCCCAGUGACUGGUGUCCCUGUGAAGAGUGAAGAUGAUGAGGUCAAAUGGUUGGAGGAGUUCCCAGUGACUGGUGUCCCUGUGAAGAGUGAAGAUGAUGAGGUCAAAUGGUUGGAGGAGUUCCCAGUGACUGGUGUCCCUGUGAAGAGUCAAGAUGAUGAGGUCAAAGGGGAAAGUGAGGAGCAGAGAGAGGCGGAGCCUCCAAGCAGCAGCUCAACUCAACACAUGACAACAGAAGCUGAUGGAGACCACUGUGGAGGAUCACAGGCAGACAAGCUCUUAGCUCCACUAUCAGAUAGUGAGGACACAACGUCACACUCUCCUGACACUGAUGAUGAAGAUUCUAAAGACGAUAAGACAUGUCACACUGACAACACACACUUCACGUGUUCUCACUGCAACAAAACCUUUAAUCACCGUCACAAUCUGACAACACACAUGAGAAUACACACCGGAGAAAAACCGUUCAUGUGUUCAGUUUGUAGCAAACGAUUCCGUCAUAUGCAGAAUUUGAAAAGGCACACACGACUGCACACUGGAGAAAAGCCUUUCAUCUGUCCAGUCUGCAGCAAAGGAUUCAUACGAAGUCAAUGUCUGACAAGGCACAUGGGAACACACUCCGCCAAGAUAACAUAUCCCUGUCCAAGCUGCGACAGAAGCUUUUGUCACCAGUCCGCGCUUUUAGCGCACAUGAGAAUACACACUGGCGAAAAACCCUUUUCCUGUUCAGUCUGCGGCAAAAGUUUUGUGCAAAAUGGCUCGUUUAAAACACACAUGAGAACGCACACCGGAGAAAAACCUUUCUCCUGUUCGAUCUGUGGCAAAUCUUUCAACCGAAGUCAGUGUUUGAAAACACACAUGAGAACACACACCGCAGACAAAUCUUUCUCCUGUUCAGUUUGCGGUAAAGGCUUUACACAAAUUCAAUAUUUAAAAAUACACAUGAGAACGCACGUCGAUGUCAAGCCCUAUUCCUGUUCCAGCUGCAGCAAACGCUUUUGUGACCAAACAAAACUAGUCAGACACAUGAGAAUACACACCGGUGAAAAACCUUAUUCCUGUUCAAAGUGCAACAAAAGCUUUUGUUACCGAUCGACACUCGUAGUCCACAUGAGAAUACACACUGGUGAAAAGGUGUUGCGUUGCAGUGAGUGUGAUGAAAGAUUUUUUUAUAAGUACCAGUUGAAGAAACACAAGUGCAACAGCAGCAGCCAAUGAAGCUGCGGGAUUUCAAUCAAUCAAUCAAUCAAUCAAUCAAUGUUUAUUUAUAUAGCUCUAAAUCACAAAUGUCUCAAAGGACUGUACAAUGAUGGUACAUCUCAAGGAAAACUCACACCCAGUGGGCAGGGAGAAUUCACAUCCAGUGGGACGCCAGUGACAAUGCUGACUAUGAGAAACCUUGGAGAGGACCUCAGAAGUGGGCAACCCCCCCCCUCUAGGGGACCGAAAGCAAUGGAUGUCGAGCGGGUCUAACAUGAUACUGUGAAAGUUCAAUCCAUAGUGGCUCCAACACAGCCGCGAGAGUUCAGUUCAAAGCGGAUCCAAGACAGCAGCGAGAGUCCCGUCCACAGGAAACCAUCUCAAGCGGAGGCGGAUCAGCAGCGUAGAGAUGUCCCCAACCGAUACAGGCGAGCGGUCCAUCCUGGGUCUCGACUCUGGACAGCCGGUACUUCACCAUGGUCGUCGGACCGGACCCCCUCCACAAGGGAGGAGGGGACAUAGGAGAAAGAAAAGAAGCGGCAGAUCAACUGGUCUAAAAAGGAGGUCUAUUUAAAGGCUAGAGUAUACAGAUGAGUUUUAAGGUGUGACUUAAAUGCUUCUGAAAUCAACUGUUGACUGUCUGACACAGGUGUCGGCAAUCACUCUGAUGCGGCUCAGCUUGUCGCGGCCAGUGCGCAUUGGAGCGCGCCCUCGUCCUUGCGUUACACUUGUCAAACCUCAGGACACGCCCACGGCCGCGCUAAUCCAGGGAGACGCCGACAAAGACACGUGGGUGUCCAGGUUAAAGCGCCUGACAGCGGACCUUGAAGAUGUUUCACGCCAGAAGGCCGUUUUUGCUCCAGAAUCACAAAUGGUGGGAUGUUGAAAACCUCCUGUUGUGGGCGUGGCCUGCGGACCUGCAGCGAAGCGGGGUGUGGCAGAACCGGCUUCGAGAUUAGCGACAGGCAGCAGUCGGGAAGGAGAGGAGGGGUUGUUGAUGGCGGUUGGCGAAGCACGAGGGGAGCGAGAGCAAGACAGACCACUCUUAGGGAAACCUUUCAUGUGCUCGACCGAGGAAAGACAAUUGCUGGAGAGUGCAUAAAGACUCUGCAAGAUCUGGCGUUUAUUGUAAAAUAGACAUUAUGAUUGGUGACUGGUGUCCCAAAGAACCCUGAAGGAAGCGACUUCCACACCUCCCCAAACCAGACAAACUUGUGUUCGAAACUUGGAACGCUAUGUGAACGUGAACAAGUAUGCACCUGAGUCCUGUCGACCUUUGGAUCCACAUAUGUAUGUGAGCAGGUGUUCUCCAACAUGAACUUUAUCAAAAACCAACAUCGCACACGCCUCGCAGAUGAGAACUUACAAUCCUGUGUGAAGAUAAAGGUGACGAGCGAGGUUCAGGAGCAGAAAUCACCUUGACCAAGUUGGCAGCUGACUGCACGGCGCCAGUAAAAGGAUGACAGCACAGAGAGAGAGGACGGCAUUUUUGGUUCUCUGUCAGCGGAUAAUGGACACCAAUCCCUGGGAAUGCGUCCAACCCUUCAAGAUGCCCUCCCUCCUGACCGAUGCUGUGUUCCUCCUCUUCCUCUUUAAUGUGAGAAAGCGUUGGCUCCUCAUCUUCCUCUUUAACGUGAGGGGGCUGUGGCUCCUCCUGCUCCUGACGAGAGGUCCACUCCCGCUGCUCAGGGAGAUGUUCUUCACAGACGUCUGCAGGACACGAGAAGGCAAAUACACGCAUUAGGAAAAAAAGAGAGUUUUGUUGAGGUGUGUAAUCAAACAGUUUUAUGAUAGAUACCAUUUGAAAAAGUAAGAUUAACUGUCUGGAAUUUUACCAGGGUUUACAAUUAAUCGCUGUAAUAGUUACAUCCCUAGCUUAGACAAAAUGUGAAUGUUUUUACGUGAUCGCAGAUUGUUUUCAAAGUACACCUGUGUGAAUGGAAAUUGUUUUAACAUAGCAGCCUAUAAGAAGGAACAAUUAAAAAUUAAAGCUGCAAGCAGCGUUGGUCGGGUCCGCCUUUGGCUGCUGCCGCCGCUACAUAGACGUUUUUGUUUCAUGUCUCUACGACAUUCCUAACAGAAGUUACAAGCAGUUUUGUCUGUUUUUUUUCCCUAGGGGGCGCUAGAGCGCAAUUUUGAUUUUCAGGGUUUGGUUUUUUGUUAGAUGGCAGUUUUCGCCAGCCCUGAUGUGUGUGUAAAAUUUGGUGAGUUUUGAAGCAUGUUAAGGGGUUCAAAUUACAGAUUGGCGUUUCUGGAUGUUGUUGAUAAAUGGCUUUCGCUUGGCAUAGUAGAACUUUAACUUGCACUUUGAAGCAUUUUAAGGGGGUCAAAUUACAGCUCAAAGAGGCAAAAAUGAAAUUUUUUAGGAAACUUUGCGUAGGGGUUCUUUGAAGGCGCGUAAAAUCAAAACCGGAGCAGUGAUCAAAACUCUGGUCUAUACUUUUAAUCAGAAGGGUUCAAUCUCUCUUCUGUGCGAGUUGGAAGCCGAAACGACAAACGAGCUCAGAGGAGAUAAUGUUUGAAAAAAGGUGACGGGUGUUUGCAAAACUUUUAUUUUGAAGGGGUAAUUUUUAACUUACUGUUGAUUUUUGCUGAAGGAUGUCAAUUUUAAAAUGUAGGUCUAAGUGAGACCUACAUAGAGGUAUUUUUUUCAUGUCUGCCCGACAUUCCUACUGGAAGUUACACAGUUUUGUCUGUUUUCUCUCCCUAGGAGCAGUUUUUUCUGUGUAGAGCGCAUUUUUUAAUUUUCGGGUUUAGUUUUUUCAUCAGAUCGCAAUUUUUGCCAGUCCUGAUGUGUGUGCCAAGUUUGGUGAGUUUUGAAUCAUUUAAAGUGGGUCAAAUUACAGCUCAAAUAGGCAAAAAUAGCAUUUUUGGCGAAAAUUUUGCUUUGAAUGAGUUUUUGCAAAAUUUCUGUUGAUUUUUGCUAUAGAAAUUUCCGAUUGGAAAUGUAGGUCUAAGUCGGACCUACAUAGAGGUUUUUGUUUCAUGUCUCUACGACAUUCCUAACGGAAGUUACAAGCAGUCUGUUUUUUGUUUCUUCCUAGGGGGCGCUAGCGCGCAAUUUUGAUUUUUGGGGUUUGGUUGCUUGAUAAGUUGGGAAGGUUUUCCACACCGACGUGUGUGUCAAAUUUGGAGAGUCUUGAAGCAUGUUAAGGGGGUCAAAUUACAGCGCAUAGGUGCGGAAUAAUAAAGAAUAAUAAUAAAGAAUAAUAAAGAAUAAUAAAGAAUAAUAAAACCUUACAGUUGGC